GAGUCGGGUGGCUGUGCAGCCCCUCCCCUGGUCCCCGUGCGCCUUGGGGUCCCGUCCCGGGUGCUGCCAGGGCCCUGGGAGGUACGGAACUGGAAGGCCUGGAUCGGCCACCGCGUAGGGGCCGCUUUACGUGGCAGAGCCAAAGCUCCGCUGACUGUCUGUCUUGGGGCUGAAGGCUGAGCAUGGGGAAGAGUUGCAAGGUGGUCGUGUGCGGCCAGGCAUCCGUGGGCAAAACGUCCAUCCUGGAGCAGCUUCUGUACGGGAACCAUGUCGUGGGUUCUGAGAUGAUCGAGACGCAGGAGGACAUCUACGUGGGCUCCAUCGAGACCGACCGGGGCGUGCGGGAGCAGGUGCGCUUCUACGACACCCGGGGGCUCCGAGACGGGGCGGAGCUGCCCCGCCACUGCUUCUCCUGCACCGACGGCUACGUCCUGGUCUACAGCACGGACAGCCGGGAGUCCUUCCAGCGCGUGGAGCUGCUCAAGAAGGAGAUCGACAAAUCCAAGGACAAGAAGGAGGUCACCAUCGUGGUCCUGGGCAACAAGUGUGACCUGCAGGAGCAGCGGCGCGUGGACCCAGACGUGGCUCAGCACUGGGCCAAGUCAGAGAAGGUGAAGCUGUGGGAGGUCUCCGUGGCCGACCGCCGCUCCCUGCUGGAGCCCUUCAUCUACCUGGCCAGCAAGAUGACCCAGCCGCAGAGCAAGUCCGCCUUCCCCCUCAGCCGCAAGAACAAGGGCAGCGGCUCCUUGGAUGGCUGAAGAGCUGCCGUCCCUUCUUCACCGUCCCAGCCCCAGCCCAGCUCCUGGGGCUUUGGAAGAGGGGGUGGGGGGAAAGGGGACCGCCCCGUGCCGCCAGUGCAGGCAGCCGGGCCGUUCCAGGCCCUGGCCCCUUUGGCUCCCUCCCAGCUCCGGGAAAUGCAGAUCACCUAGGUUAGUGCCCCCCAACCUCCUCCUCCACCCCAGCUUUCAUCACAUCUGCCCCUCGCUGACCGAGGGCAGUUGUGGGUCAGUGCCCCUCCCACCUGUCCUGGUUGGGAAGCAGAGCUGCCAUGCACAAGUGCCCACUCUGGGGGAUUGUUCUGAUCACGGGUCCCACACCUCUAGGCUUCUGCCACACACACACACACACACACACACACACACGGCACCAGCCUGGACUUCAGGGAGAGGGCUCCCAGGUAUCGUGUGUGUGUGUGCAUGCAGAUGUUGGGGGUGCCUCUUCACCCAGCACCCUGGCCUUCCUCCUGUCUGUGUCUUGGCUGGAAGAAGCCAGCCUCCCGGGAAGUGUGAUUUUUCUACUUGACCUCUUCCCGCCAUCGUUUUGCUUCCUCUUCCGGCUUGCAGAGCAGAUGGGCCUCGUGGGCUGGGUCACCAGCUGGCUUUGUGACCCAGCAAGGCUUUUCCCCUCUCUGGGCUUCUGUUUUCUCAUCUGUACGGUGACAGGAGUUUCUUAGAGGUGACCUGGAUCCACUCCAGCCCUGUGAUUUUAUAACGCCGGUGGCUUCGGGCUAUCUGACCGUGUGUGUGUGUGUGUGUGUGUGUGUGUGUGUGUGUGUGUACCCCUUUGCUUCUCCCUCUUCAAGGUGCUAUGCCCGCCCGCCCUGGAGGCUGGGACACUGCCCUCUGACAACCGCCAGGGGGCAGGAGCGCACUCUCCACUCUAGUUGCCAGAAUGGCUGCUUAGUGCCCAAUGGGGAACCUCACACCCAUGGCCGCCGGUCUUCACCCCCCUCCUCUGGUUGUUUUCAGCCAAUAGCUGGGCUUUAUUUAUAAAUUUCCUGUUUUAAAUGAAUAUGCUGCCACGGUGAAGGCUGGACAAGGUGCUCCUCUAGCCCUUCUUACCUCAGUCGCCUCAACAGAACAAGGCACACAGGUGUCAGCUUCUCGGGAGCUGACAGGUCUGUUGGGGCCCAGAAGGGUGGUCACUCUCUCCACACGCUACAAAGUGAGCUUAUGACCCACAGCUUUCCUAUGGCCACUUUUGUGCUUCUAAUGGACACAGCCGGGCCACCUCCAAUGCAGGCCCCUUCUCCCCGAAGCAGGAGGGGUGGGUGGGGGCAGGCGGCCCAGGGCUGGGCGAGUGAAGUUGGGGCAUAUACAGGCUCGGGCUUAUUGUUCAUUUAUUAAUGCAUUGGACACAAUAAAACCACAACUGUUAUCAAAAA
This is a messenger RNA of Phyllostomus hastatus (greater spear-nosed bat), 2164 nucleotides long. It is a transcript of the gene NKIRAS2, whose product is annotated as NFKB inhibitor interacting Ras like 2. NCBI's taxonomy places the organism in Eukaryota, Metazoa, Chordata, Mammalia, Chiroptera, Phyllostomidae. The record is from RefSeq and is a predicted model, not a curated record. Gene Ontology annotation, biological process: canonical NF-kappaB signal transduction. Gene Ontology annotation, molecular function: GTPase activity; GTP binding. The transcript is spliced from 4 exons. The coding region runs from base 183 to 758 and encodes 191 amino acids.